UUCUCGAAUAUAUAUCUACAGAUGAAAAUAUUCGAUAAUUUCCAGGAAAUUAUCGUCAGCGUCGGUAUAAAUUUUCUUACUGAUUAUCCCUAGAUUUUUCUAGUUCUUUCGCGUUUCCCCGAGGACAAAGGAUUUCCGUUGGAAGGGAAAUUAACGUCCCCCUUGACAGGCUUGACGCACACAACACGAAACAACGUAAUGCAUGUUCGAGCUUGUGUCAUCCGUUGUGAACGGUGGGUGAUUGUGUCGCUACGAAGUAACGGUGUUACCGUUUCCAAGGUCUUGAACAAAAUAUCGCAGUUAUGGGGCUAUUAAUUUCGCGGAAAUAUUCAACGCACCGUAAAAAUCAAGAGGCGGUAAAUACGAAUGAGCUCUGACGCUUCGAAUAAUCCAAUUUGCGGUCGUUCGACCAAAAACUAUGAAUUCCCUUUGUAACAUUGUGUUUGUUCCUUCCCGAGGUGCACACGCGUCGGUAGAACAACGUGCAGGUUGAUUUCCUAGGAAAGGGGAGCGAUACGAGACAACUCUAGAAGAAUAAUCUUUCCCAAGAAGAAUUAAGAAUCAAGUUGUAUUGUAAAUUCGUAUGCCGUAGUAGAAGUUAACAGAAGGAACAGAAUCUAAAGGGAAGGAAGGGUAGGAUAGGGAAAAGAAGGGAAGGGAAACAGAUUAAAUCUCCUGUCCGAUUGAACAGUAUAUAUCGAUCUGAAUUUGUGAAAACGAGAAUCUUGAUUGCCACACGAUGGAUUCGACGAGACAGGAAGACAGAUCGCUCGGUGGUGGAAUAUCUCUGCCGCAAUGGAUGAAGGGAAAGAUCGAUAAUAGAUUCGAUUUCGAUGAGAGCACGUUCAGCCCGCCAUCUCACGACGACAACUUCUUUUACAUACGGUAUCCAAAGGCACAGAACGAACUGUCAGUUUCGCAAGAAUUUCGGCCGAUCGACAAGGUGUUCGGCGAACAGAACAUUGACACGGCGAGCAAUGUGAAAGUGGAGCAGCAACUGGUCCCCGAGAGCAAGCCGAGGAGCAGUCAGGAGAUCGACUUCAGCAAGCAUCCGUUGCCGUGUCAACCGUUCGUGCCGACUUCCGCGGCUGGCAAAGGGAACGAGGUCAAGCAGACUUCCAAGACAUUGCCGAUCGGAAACGCGAAGGCGAAGUCCCAGGGCAUAGACGAUGGAUUUCACAGCGAGCCAGCACUUUGCGGGAAGUCGAUCGUCCUCGUAGCCAAUCAGAUAAUGUCCAACAAGUUCCACAAGACGUUCGCGGCUGAGCAAGCCGAGAGUCAGCCGAAGAAGGGCAGCAAGUCGCUGCCGGCCACGCCGUUGACUUCGCCCGCCGGGAGCCCCGACAGUUCGCCGAAGGCGCGCCGACGCACGCCGUCGAAUCGGUACUUCACAGGCCCCUUCCUCCUCGACCGGGAGAAGUACCAGGGCGGUUGGAUCUUGGCGAGCAUACUGGGACAGUCCAGGGAGAUCGUCACCGCGAAGAUCGACGAGGAGGACGAGUCCAACGUCGACGCCGCGUCCUCGCCGGCGCAGCCGCCGCCGUCCAGGCUCCUGAACAGGAAGAAGUCCAUAUCCUCUCAGAAUCUGACAUACGUAGGGACGGACGAGAAGUCUACCGCUGAGAAGUCAGUCUACUCGAACGUAUUCCAAGCGAAGCCGUCGGAACUAAGGGAAAUGAACUUCUGGUCUCCGACGUCUAUGUAAAUUAUUGUACCCUGUAAUUCGAAUAAGUCAAAGAUUCGUCCGCGUGUUCAUCGGCUAUUGAACACCGGACACCGGACAUCGGACGCAGCUCAUCGACGUCUCUGUUAUUUCUCUUCUUCUUGGUUUUAUUCAAGCUUUUGUUCGUUGAACAAACGGGUCUACAGAUCCGUUCUAUAUUUUCCAAUUGUCCCGUGUACGACUCGCCUCCAGAGGCAAGUGUACACUUCCGUUUACCGUAGUUGAUAGCAAUAAUGUAUCUCUUUCGUGCUUUUAGUUGCGUCGUUACUCGAUAGACAUUCGGGAACGUUCCAGCACUGCGAACGGGCAAGAAUGAACGGUUGCGAGCCGAGAGCGCAGAUCUCUGGAGAAAGGAAGCGCCCGCUUCCGACUCGCGCUAGGAAAACGCAUUAAUCUCCCUUCCCCUCGUCUCUAACCUCUGUCUGAUUGUUUGAUUUUAAUAUUUAAUCUUAGAGAUAAGAUGGAAGGAAAGGAAAAACACUGUAUAUUGUACGUCGCGUGAAUCCGUCUGCAUUACUCGUUGCGUUCACGCGGCGCGAGAGGACAUUCUACGAAUCGAUGUAACCGCGGAUCUCUUUGAUGUUUUACCGUUCGAACGAGAAGUUUCAAUCGAUGAAAUUCUUAGGUACUUGAAUGUCGCCGCGCAGCGAGUCGCGCGAAUAGAGCGCUCGUGGAACGUAGGUACCGUCUACCGGACAGGCGUCAACGUGCGUGGGUAGCAGUUACUUAUGCCAACGAGGGAGAACUGAGAAUAAUUGUAGACCAAUUAUGGAAAUUGUACGCUACGAUAAAGCCUACUUACAGAUUCUAUCGCGUUUGCUCACUACAUUCAGGCUAUAGUUUUGUAUGUCGGCGUAGACGAAUUCUAUGAAUUAUUUCCCCGCGGAGAACCAUUGAACGAAAACGGUCCGGAUCCCAGGAACCCAUGAUUUCUGCAUUGUAUUAUAUUUUCCAAAGAGAUGAUAAUAAAAUCAAACGAGUUCCCCCUAC
This is a messenger RNA of Nomia melanderi (Alkali bee), 2713 nucleotides long. RefSeq lists its product as uncharacterized. Lineage: Eukaryota; Metazoa; Arthropoda; Insecta; Hymenoptera; Halictidae. The record is from RefSeq and is a predicted model, not a curated record.